Messenger RNA from Aspergillus puulaauensis, 339 nucleotides. RefSeq lists its product as uncharacterized. Lineage: Eukaryota; Fungi; Ascomycota; Eurotiomycetes; Eurotiales; Aspergillaceae. The record is from RefSeq and is a predicted model, not a curated record. The transcript has a single exon. The coding region runs from base 1 to 339 and encodes 112 amino acids.
AUGGUUGUGGGAUCUGAUCUUGCCUGCACUGAUGAUGGCCAUACAUUUAAGGCAGAGUCUUUUCGUCAGGAUUUAUUACUGUCGACAACAUGCUUUCCGCGCUCUCCGUCGCUCAACUGUCCGCAAACGUCGACGGUGCUCCACUUUGGACGGCAUCGUACUUUGGAACAGGGAAUCAGCCUGAGUGCGAUCCUGGACGAGAAUAGAAAUCGUGUGCGGAUAAAAGUAUUCGCUUCCAUUUCUCUUGCUUCUUGUUUUGCUGCGAUUGCAUUCUCCCUGCGUAGCUCCCGCGCUCUCUGGCGGCGGAUAGCAACAGCGAUUCGGCCACCCACGCUCUGA